AUGGGCGUCUCUGCCUCCAAGACCGCAAAAGCUGCGGGCUCCGCUGCGCGUAAAUACCCCACGAGGGCCCCGCCUGGUACGACGACUCGAGCUGCUGCUCCUCCUCCUCCUCCUCCUGCUACUACUACUACUUCUUCGCCGCUGGCUUCGACUAUACAGCAGGCACCGAGUCAUGCGGCAACGGGACCGAUUGUACACACCAGUGUGCCAGCCUUGGAGGUGAAGAAUGAAGCAAUCACACAAGACGCGCGCGACCCCGGUCUCGCCGCCCGCCUCACCAGCCUCGGCCCCGUGCAACCCAACCCCCACUUCUCACCCACGUCGACCUCGCAAUUCGACCCGCGCCGCAACACGGCGCCACAAUUACCAUCGGACACGAUGAUGCAGGCGCCGCCGCCGAGUGCAUUUCCGGAUGCGCGGAACAAUCCGGUGUUGCGGGUGUUGGAGGCGCGGCGGCGGAUUGCAGACGAGGCCGAGGAGGAGCUGGGGAAUGUGGGGAGGCGGAGUUUCAAGGGCCGGGUGUAUUUGGAUGCUGGGUUGGUGCAGUUGGCGUUGAUGAGGAGGGCCAAAGGCGAGCCUGAGGCGAGGAUUGAGGAGGCGUUGGGGAUUAGGAAGGGUAGGCUGGGGGUGUUGAGUCGGGGGGUGUUUGCCCCUGUGCAUGAGUGA
Messenger RNA from Plenodomus lingam JN3, 666 nucleotides. RefSeq lists its product as uncharacterized. The record is from RefSeq and is a predicted model, not a curated record. NCBI's taxonomy places the organism in Eukaryota, Fungi, Ascomycota, Dothideomycetes, Pleosporales, Leptosphaeriaceae.